UUGUACUCUUCACUCACAAUUUAUUUUAUUUUCAAUUUACUUCAUUUUACACAAUUUAAGCUUCCUCCUCAUUCUGCAUAUUUUCCUCAUGCGCAAAAUAUGUUAAAUUCCAGCACAUAACACAUAGCACACGGGUCUGGAGGCGUGCGCACAUCCGUUUUGACCAAAUUGCAGUUGUUACUGUUGUUAUUCACACGACGUUUGCUCUCAAUUGAGGCGGCACUACGCAGAGCCACACUUCACACGCUCCCGGAAUUGAAGAGGUAGAGAGAGCAUUCAUUCUUAGGUACAUCUUACAGUGGGCCGAGCACGUAGAUGCUGCGUACAUAAUAGUACUCUACAUUCAUUCUCCAUUCAUUAGUCGCAUGAAAACAACCAUCGUACACACAUUACAUUUCUCUCUCUCUCUCUCUCGCUCACUGCCUCUGACUCUUCAUCGACUCUGCUCUCACUUGUCGCGCGCUCUCUGCGUGUGGCUCCGUCCCCGGCUCUAUCUUUGGCUCUGGAACUAGCUCUGGCUGAGAGGCUGUGGCAUCUGUUUUCUAUGACAACGGCAAUGGCGCAGCUUUGACUCGUGCUGCCGUUUCAUUCUAGAAUUAAGUGCCGACACAGCAGGAAUCUAUUUUCGCAGCAUCAGGCGCGCUUCGUGUGCCUCCAAAACCCGGAACCGAAACAAAACGAAACGAGCCAAACCGAAACGUAGCAAAACGAAGCUAACGUGAAUGUGUAACGGUAUCGGCAGCGUUAAUUGCAAUGCAACAAAAACUCAAAAUACAUUGAAAACUAAAACAAUCGAAGAAAGUUUCAUUUGUAAAAGUUAGUUGAAAUCAAAUAACGGCAAAGUCUAGCUGUCUAUAUAGUUUUUUUUUCUAAUUUCUUUUACUGUGCAAAGAUAUUUGGAUACACAGGAUACACAAAAUGCGCGUUAGCUCCAUAAAGUGAAGUGAAAAGCGUCAACAGCAGCAGGAACCAUAACAAAGGCCAACAGGCAAAAAAGAACAAAGAGAAGAGAAGAGAAGUAAGGGGAAGGGAAGUGCUAAAGGCCAAACAAAAACAUUUCACAGCUCGUGUAACGGAAUUUGCGUGAAGCGAGUCUGCAAGUAGAGCGGGAGGCAGAGGCAAGGAGCGGGGCUAAACAAACAGAAAAAGGAACAGUUUGAGCAACAGUAGGCGGAGCAGCUGCUGUAGCAGAGCGAGCGAGCGAGCAUGGAUAGCUCGCCGGAUUUGUCGCUGUCGCUGAAAUUGCGUCGCGGCUCCAGCGAUUCGCGCGACAAUUUCUAUAUGGACUUUGCGCAGGGCAUCGACUCGGACAUCGAGGAGGUGGACAACAGCAAUACAAAUCUGGACGAUGCCCUGGCCUCGGGCUCAGGCAUUCAGAUGGCGUUGCCACCGCCGCUGCCAACAGUCCCACUGAGCGAUGAGAUGCUGUUGCUGGUGGCACCGCCGCCACCGCCGCCGUCGACGACCUCGCUGCUGGGUCAGCCAUUGCCCACGCUGACUGAGACGGACGAUAUGCCACCAACACCGACGCCGCCGCCACAGCAGCAGCUCAGCAUGGAGGCCAACUCGCCACCGGGCUCACCCAGUAACUCGGUGCUCGAGCUGGAGCUAAUACCGCCGCCGCCGCUGUCGCCCAUGGACGACGCCGGACUGCGCACCGACGACGACGAAGGCGAGGAGACGGACGAUGCCGAGGAGGCGGUCAUUGAGCCGCCAGCAAUUAUGCAGCAGCAGCUGGAGCUGGAAACCGACGCCGAUGCAGAUGACGACGAAGAUGACGAUGAUGAGGAUGAAGACGAUGACAAAUCCACACCGCCACCACCACUACCGCCGCUGCCCUCGAAUCUGUCGUAUGUGCAGGGCAGCGUCACUCCCCCAUUGACCAAAUCGCCAUCGACUUCGCCGUCGCCGCCGGCAACGCCGCCUCCGCUGCCGGAGCUCAAUAUCUGCAAGAUGGUGUCGCCGCCAGCGCAACAUAUUAGCCAGAUACCGCCGCUAACACCCUCAUCCGAGAGCGAAGAGGAGUCACAGACGAACUCGCAGCCCAUUUCCAGGCAGGCGGAGGAGCAGGCGCAGCAAGAGCAGCAGCCAGUGCCGGAUCCGGAACCGGAACCAGAACCUGUGCCAGAAUCAGAGUCAGAGCUUGAGCCGGAGCCCGAGCCCGAGCCGGAGCGUGAGGCGGAACCUGAACCGGAGCCUGAGCCUGAGCCUGAGCCCGAACAGCUACAAAUGAGCGGAGGCCAGCAAUUAGCAGCCGAGGACUAUAGCCGAUCUCUAGACAAUGAAGAUGAGUCCACUACGAUCACAACACCGCCCAGCAAUGGCUACUCUGCAUCCUCGAUAAUUGCUCCGCCGCCCGAGAACUUUGGCGAGCUGGACGAGGAUAGCAUGGGACGUGGCUUUAUACCGCCACCGCCAGCUGGUCUUGAGGACGCCGAUGAGCAGGAUGAACAGCAGCAGCAGGAGCAACAGUCGCAGUCGCUCGACGCUGACGACGAUGAGCUGACCAAGGUCGAAACCGACGAACUGUCCAUGGACAAAAUGUCACUCAAUGUGGCCGACGAAGAGGGCAACGACGAGCCUGGCGACAGCAUCAGCUCCCCCCGAGCCGCCAGCAUUGCCAGCGGCGGCAUCAUGUCCACCAGUGGCGCCAUUGCUGCUAUGGCCACUGGCUCUGCUUUGCCAGCAUCGCCCAAGUCGGACGGACGCGUGCCCAGUCGCAGCGGCAGCCAGCGCUCCCAUGCCGGCUCGCGCACUAGCUCUCAGCACGGCUCUCGCAUUGGCUCCCACGCGGGCUCCCGUGCGGGAUCGCGUGCUGGCUCACGCACUGGCUCAAUAGCCUCUGCCGCAGCUGUUGUGCCCGUGCUCUCGCCUCAGGCAUCGCUCAAGUCGCAAGCGUCUGUCAAGUCGCAGGCCUCCAUCUCGGAACGGAGUCCCGCUCUGUCGAUCAAGUCAUCGCAGCGCAGCGCCGAGCGCGUUCAGAGCCCGCCCGUGGGCGAAAGUGCCCCGGCCAUGCCCUCGCCCCCAUUGAUGCGCAGCUCGCCACCGCAGCUAGCCAAGAGUCCACCGCGGCAAAUGCACAGCCCGCCGCGUAUUACAACGCCGCCGCGCGUCUGCAGCCCACCGCUGGUCAGCAGUCCACCUAAGCUGUCCGAGACAGCUGCCGCAGCAGCCGCGGCCUCAAUGCCGAGCGUGCCCAAGGAACAGUUCGGCAACAGCAACAGCAGCAGCAGCCGCAGGCUCUUCAAUCGCCAGGAGCCGCCAUUUGCCACGCUCACCUUUCAGGAUGAGCAGCAAGCGCAGCAGUCGCAGCCAUCACAGCCAUCGCAGCUGGCCAGCGGCGAGUCCGUUAGCGCUGCCAGCGUUGUGACCAGCCAGCCGCGUGCCCACUUCACGAGCAGCCAUCAUCAUUACCAUCUGCCGCACCAGUUCCAGCAUCCGCAUCAUCAGAAUCACCACACGCACAGUGUACGCGUACCCACGCCCACUGUGCCGAGCAGCUAUACGCCCGCUGUGGACGCGGACGGACGCUCGCCGAGCAACAUUCGACGCGCUAUGCCGCCAGUGCUGAGCAGCGCCCUGCUCUCGACGCCCGGCGAUGCUGGCCAUGUGACGGUGGCCGUAUCGCCAGGCCGUUUGUCGGCACGCUCCGCGCAGCAUCAUGUGACCAUCGAUGAGUCCAAUUUGCCAACCAAGUGCAAUACGGAGCGUGCCGGACCCAGCGGCCUGAUACUCGUCGGUGGCGAGGGCGACGGCGAUGACAAUGCCGGACCCGGCGGCGAUAGCUCGGAGCCGCCCUCAUCGCCAGGCAGCAGCUCCCAGUGCCAGGAGCGCCAAAGCGGCCAACUGGCGCUCAUGUAUCAUUCGCAUCAGCUGACCAACUAUCCGGUGAUGCCGGCCAUCAAGCGCACACAUCGCCCCUCCUUUGUCUAUCCGCCAAUGCCGCGCGUCAAGGCCGGCGAUGCGCUGGCCACACUCUUCUCGGCCCUCUAUGGCAAGCUGCUGGUAGUCAUGGGCGUGGCCUUUCCCAUGGCCGAAGUCAUUUCCACCUACAUACCGCCAUCCUUCUACGAGGUUUACUAUUUGUAUUUGUAUAUUGGAAGCAUGAUCUUCUUGCUGUUUAUGUACGCCACGCUGCUCUGGGGACGACCCAAGCUGCCCGUGCCCGUGGCGACGUCGCCCACUAAGACCACAUCCAAGGUGAACGCCUCGGAUAGCAUGGACGAGUCGGAUACGGACAGCACCACGACGCGUCGCCGCAUUCAGCCAGCCAUACCGGUGCGUCGUCCGUCGCUGCUGUCGCCGCUGGGCAGGCAGCAUCACUAUGGCAGCUUCUACUUGCGCAUGGGCGCAGUUGCAUUUGGCAUUGGCAGCAUGAUCUAUUCGGGCCUGGAGUUUGGUCAGUACUUCGAGCUGAACCCGGACACGAAGUGCCACAAUGUGCUGCUCGCAUUGACGCCAGCGACGCGCAUGGCCUUCAUCUUCAUACAGAUGUACUUCAUAUUCCUGAACAACGAGCAGAUCAAGGUGUAUCGCUAUAAGAUCAUCGCUCGCUUCGGAUUGAUGCACAUGAUCGGCACGAAUCUGGCCGUCUGGCUGAACGUGUUGAUUCAGGAGACGAAGCACGAGAUACUCACCUUCUACAAUCCAGAAAAUCGCACGCUCCGCAUCUCACAUCGCAUCCCUGGCCACUCGCGCGGACACGCUGUCAUCGCACACGAUCCAACGGCUCAUUUGCGUGUGCCGCGUGGCCUCAAGGGUCCCUACCAGAUCUUCGAGUGCCGCCGCACCAACAUCAUUGGCACCCUGGUGCAGGACGCCUCGCCCUUUCUGUUCCCCUGCACCAUCGAGUACUCGCUGAUCUGUGCCGCCAUACUCUACGUGAUGUGGCGCAGCAUUUCGCGCCCGCAAACGCCCACCCCGCAGCGCCCGGACAUGAUUAGCUCGCCGAUGAAACGCUCGCCCCAUCACUAUUCCGUGGACUGUGCCCGGGCACACAAGGGCCUGUUCGUGGGCAUACUUAUUCUGGUGCUGACCAUCAUCUCGCUGAUCAUAUUCUUCGUGCUGAUCUCGCGACCCGAGUUCGUGGCCCUGGCUGUCACCGAGGUGACCAUCUGCGAGCUGCUCAUCUACGGCACGGCGACCAUAGCUACGCUGCUGGGCAUGAUACAGAUUCGGCAUUUGCAGUACGAUGCCUACCGCAGCUUCUCACUGGACGACAUCCUGCUGGUGGGCGCGCAGACUGGCUCGUUUCUGUACAACAUCUUCACGGUGAUUGCCGGGCACUUUACGCUGCGCAGCGACGACAUGCUGGUGCCCAUCAAUGCGCUGGCCUCCAUUGUGCAGACCGCCUGCCAGACCAUGUUCAUAUUGGACGCUAGCCGGCGGCAGGCGGUUAGCCCCGAGCAUAUACGCAAGAAGCCCGGUCGGGAGAUUGUCACAUUCAUGUUGGUGGUAAAUCUGGCCAUGUGGGCCAUUAGCACGCUGGAGAAGUCGCGCGCUGAGUCGCAUCCCAUACAGCUGAACUUCUAUGGUCUGUGGGCCUGGACCAUCAUAACGCACGUGUCCAUGCCGUUGGCCAUAUUCUAUCGAUUCCACUCGACCGUCUGCCUGUGCGAGAUCUGGAAGCGGGCCUACAAGCUAAAGCCGACGUAUAUGUGAGAAUUCGCCCGCUUGCGCAUUCAAAGCAUUGCGCAGCAGCAACAAUUUUGCGAGGAUCUCAAGACCAAUCUAUCCUUCUGCUACUGCUCCACAACUUUGGCUGGCGGUGAUCUCGAGACAGUUGAUGAGGUGGACAGCGGAGAGAGCGGCAAUGGCAAUGGCAAUGGCAAUGGCAAUGGCAAUGGCAAUGGCAAUGGC
Messenger RNA from Drosophila hydei, 5859 nucleotides. It is a transcript of the gene OtopLc, whose product is annotated as proton channel OtopLc. Gene Ontology annotation, cellular component: membrane. The coding region runs from base 1207 to 5661 and encodes 1484 amino acids. NCBI's taxonomy places the organism in Eukaryota, Metazoa, Arthropoda, Insecta, Diptera, Drosophilidae. The transcript has 7 exons. Gene Ontology annotation, molecular function: proton channel activity. The record is from RefSeq and is a predicted model, not a curated record. Gene Ontology annotation, biological process: proton transmembrane transport.